AAAUUUUUAAUAUGUUGGCAAGGUUUCUAAAACUUGAUAUAUUAACCCAUGUGGCUAUCGCAUUUACUGUAAGGGUUUUUCUUAUUCUGUAUGGAGCUUAUCAUGAUGCCCACUUUGAGGUUCCUUACACUGAUAUUGAUUACAAGGUGUUUACAGAUGCAGCAAGGCAUGUAACAAAUUAUGAGUCCCCUUUUAAGAGAUACACUUACAGAUAUUCUCCAAUCAUUGCCCUGUUACUUACCCCAAAUAUUCUUGUACAUCCCCUGUUUGGAAAGUUUUUGUUCUGUUUUUUUGAUCUAAUUGUAGCAGGUUUAAUUUAUAAACUCGUCCAAUAUAACAUAUCUGAUUGGUUUCAUCGCUGCAAAAAUACGCAGGAUAGCAAUUUUAAAGCUGUUAAGCCUCAAAGAAAGAAAAAAGGAAAAACCAAAAAUCAUAAGGAAUCUACUAAUAUCUCUAAAAAUAAUGUUAGUUCAAAAUGGGCUUUAUGGGCAACGCUACUCUGGCUUUACAACCCUAUGACUAUAGCGAUAUCAACCAGGGGAAAUUCAGAUUCUUUAUCAUGUUUUUUGGUAAUUUUUACCCUUUUUGCCAUUCAAAAACAGUGGCAUCCAUUUAUAAUCGGGUUAAUUCAUGGCCUGUCAAUUCAUUUUCGCAUCUAUCCUAUAAUUUAUAGUUUUCUCUAUUAUAUUCACUAUAGUAAUCAUUCGUAUUAUUUUGAGAACGAUGUAGAGCAUACUGUUCCAAAAUCCAGCCGUAAAAGGGGAAAAAAGGAAAAUCAAAUUGUAAAAAAAGAUUCUCUCGAGUUAAAGUUUCAAAGGGUUCGACUGUAUAGGUUUUUGCUUCCCAACUUGAGCCAAACUAUGCUUGUAUUGGGCACUUUUACUUCCCUAGUGGGUUGCACUACUAUAUUCUACUAUCUGUAUGGCUAUAAGUUUCUUUAUGAAUCCCUAAUUUACCAUUUCAUUAGAAAAGACUAUAGACACAAUUUUUCAUUAUACUUUUACCUUCAGUACCUUAUGGCAUUUGUCAAACUUAAUACAUGGUACACUAGCAACCUCUGGCAACCUAUUUUAAUAAAUCUUCCUCCUAUCAUCUUAAUAUUAAAUUUUUCAGUUUGCUAUGGCCUCAAUAAAUUCUCCCUAAACUUUGGCGUGUUAGUUCAGACUAUCGUUUUUGUGAUUUUUAAUAAAGUUAUGACUUCACAAUAUUUUGUAUGGAUAAUGGGAAUAUUGCCUUUGUGCAUUUGGCAAAUUAGUCUAUCCACAAUAUCAGUUGUUGUAAUGAUUACAAUAUGGAUUGUGGCGCAAGUAGCUUGGUUGCUGCCGGCCUAUCUUCUAGAAUUUAAAGGUGAAGAUACAUUUUUUCACACGUGGGUGCAAUGUGUAUCGCUUUUCUGUGCUCACGUGGGCAUUUUGGGAAGAUUAAUUAAAAGCUUUAUUAUACCUAAAGGUGUUAUGGAUAGAACGGACGAAAUAUUAGCCUUGGAACCUAUGUCAACUAAGUUUUAGAAUAAUAUUCCUAGUUGUAGUGAAUUAGAGUAGGUACUCGUAAAACUUUGUAAUAAUUUAUAAGGAAAUAAAUUAAAUUUAAAGAGAAA
This is a messenger RNA of Anthonomus grandis grandis, 1597 nucleotides long. It is a transcript of the gene PIG-M, whose product is annotated as GPI mannosyltransferase 1. Lineage: Eukaryota; Metazoa; Arthropoda; Insecta; Coleoptera; Curculionidae. The transcript has a single exon. Gene Ontology annotation, molecular function: GPI mannosyltransferase activity; alpha-1,4-mannosyltransferase activity. Bases 12 to 1508 code for a protein of 498 amino acids. The record is from RefSeq and is a predicted model, not a curated record. Gene Ontology annotation, cellular component: membrane; glycosylphosphatidylinositol-mannosyltransferase I complex. Gene Ontology annotation, biological process: GPI anchor biosynthetic process.